Molecule: messenger RNA, 1950 nt
Organism: Aspergillus caelatus
Lineage: Eukaryota; Fungi; Ascomycota; Eurotiomycetes; Eurotiales; Aspergillaceae
Product: putative diacylglycerol O-acyltransferase (DgaT)
Exons: 4
Coding region: 372-1907 (511 amino acids)
Biological process (GO): triglyceride biosynthetic process
Cellular component (GO): endoplasmic reticulum membrane
Molecular function (GO): diacylglycerol O-acyltransferase activity
Source: RefSeq, a predicted model, not a curated record
CGGCAGAGCAAGUACUGAUUAGCACCAAACGGCUCUCUCAACCCCCGGUCGCCUCAAGAGGCCUUUGCUUUAAACCACCGUUGCAAUGCGUCCUUGCCAGCCCCGCUGUGCUGCUCCUGGCUUGUCUAAUUUCAUUGUUUUCAUGCUAUAAAUACCCUCAAUUGCCCUGUCAUGAUCAACUCUUCUCUGGUCCGGUCGCUGGGAUUGUUAUCCUGUAUUCUAAGCUAUCCCCGCAAUUGACCUCACAUUCAACGCUGUCGCUUCCACGCGGCUUUACCAGCCCUUCCGUGGUUUUGGUUUUAUUUUUCAUUUUUCUGUUUUCGGUCAUUGUGUGCUCAUUGUGGAUUACUGCCGAGUUUCUCCGAGAUUAUAUGAAGAUGGACGUGACAGAGAAGGCAUCUGCGUCAAGCAGCGAUGUAAAUAUCCGCGGCGCGGCUUUGUCCUCAUCUUCUGAAGUCAUGAACGGUUCUUCUCGUACCAGAACGUCACUUCCUACGGGUGAGGCCAGCGGAGUGCCUAAAAGCAAAAGGAGGAGCAAGUAUCGGCAUGUGGCAGCCUACCACUCGAAGUUGCAACACUCAAGCCUAAGCCGAGAGUCCAAUGUUCCGACUAGUUUCCUCGGGUUCCGAAAUUUGAUGGUGAUCGUCCUGGUGGCGAUGAAUCUCCGAUUGAUUAUUGAGAAUUCUAUGAAAUAUGGGGUUCUCAUUUGCAUUAGAUGCCAUGACUACCGGAAACAAGAUGUAGUUCUUGGCUCAAUGCUCUUUAUCAUUGUCCCUUGUCAGCUGUUUAUUGCAUACAUUCUUGAGUUGGCUGUAGCAAGGCGGGUCAAAGAAACCGUUGGCCGAAAGAAGAAGAAAGACAAAUCAGCAGAGGAAGGCGAGCGUGAACAACGUGAAUUCCGGACGAUUUGGCGGUUCGCUUUAUCUUUUCAUAUCCUCAAUACCUUGCUGAACCUCGCGGUGACGAGCUAUGUCGUUUAUUAUUACAUCCAUCACCCAGGGAUCGGGACGCUCUGCGAAGUUCAUGCGAUUAUUGUGGCGCUCAAAAAUUGGUCCUAUGCAUUCACCAAUCGUGAUCUCCGCGAAGCGAUGCUUAAUCCAUCCGCGGAGUCCGCCCUUCCUGAGAUCUACUCCUCAUGCCCAUAUCCACGGAAUAUUACACUUGGGAAUUUGGUGUAUUUUUGGUUGGCACCUACGCUGGUUUAUCAGCCAGUUUAUCCCAGGUCACCCGAAAUCCGUUGGUCAUUUGUGGGCAAGCGUAUGUUCGAAUUUAUAAGUUUGUCUAUAUUCAUCUGGCUUCUCUCUGCCCAGUACGCUGCUCCUGUCCUGCGAAACUCUAUUGACAAAAUCGCUGUCAUGGACAUUGCUUCCAUUUUUGAGCGAGUGAUGAAGCUAUCUACCAUCUCCCUCAUCAUUUGGCUUGCUGGGUUUUUUGCUCUUUUCCAGUCAUUCUUGAAUGCCCUCGCUGAAGUGCUACGGUUUGGAGACCGAGAGUUCUAUCUCGACUGGUGGAACAGCUCCAGUCUUGGUAUGUACUGGCGAUCUUGGAACAGGCCCGUCUAUCUCUUCAUGAAGAGGCAUGUGUACUCGCCUCUGAUUGGACGGGGAUAUAGUCCUUUGACGGCAAGCACUGUUGUCUUUCUAGUUUCGGCCCUUCUGCACGAACUGCUUGUGGGAAUCCCUACGCAUAAUAUGAUAGGUGUCGCUCUCGUAGGAAUGUUGUUCCAGCUGCCACUGAUCGCCAUCACCGCCCCAUUAGAAAAGAUGAAAGAUCCUUCAGGGAAGGUAAUUGGGAACUCAAUAUUUUGGGUUAGCUUUUGCGUGGUUGGACAACCUUUGGGGGCCCUGCUGUAUUUCUUCGCUUGGCAGGCGAAGUAUGGCAGCGUUAGCAAAAUGACCCAGGGAUGAUAUUUUCUUGUAAUACAUAUAACAACGAUAGAUGUGAGGUGUU